AUGGCAUGUCUUGCUUUGGCAUCAUCAUCAGAUUUUGUUGAGCUACUUGGUUCUUCACAAGGAUGCUCCUUUGACAUCAAACCAGGAGAAGAUGAUGUGAUUGUAGUAACGAAGGAGAAUUUCGACACCUGCAACAGCGCUGAACCAUUAUAUCAAUUCAGGGGUCCAGUAUAUAUUAAAGCUCUCACUCCCGGCACAUAUUACUUCACUUGCAGCUUUGCCGGGCACUGCGUCAAGGGGCAAAAGGUAGCCAUCCAUUUUGAACCCUCUUCGAACGUGUUGCCUAGUGCAAGUCCAGGUCCAAGCCCCAGUUCGAGUGCUUCCGAUGAAUCUGUGGCUAUAGAACAUCUCCAAAUAUAG
Messenger RNA from Fragaria vesca subsp. vesca, 360 nucleotides. RefSeq names its product early nodulin-like protein 1-like. Gene Ontology annotation, molecular function: electron transfer activity. Bases 1 to 360 code for a protein of 119 amino acids. The record is from RefSeq and is a predicted model, not a curated record. NCBI's taxonomy places the organism in Eukaryota, Viridiplantae, Streptophyta, Magnoliopsida, Rosales, Rosaceae. The transcript has 2 exons.